GUGCACAUGUGCAUGGCAUCCCUCGGAUACAGCAGAUCACCGAUCAAUGGAAAGAGCCGAAGAUGUCGGCUCGGUCAUGUGAUCAGCUGUGUCCAAUCACAGCUGAUCUCAUGGGACAUGUACACUGAUCAUCAGGGCACUGAUUCCGUCUAUCAGUGCCAGUUAGUGCCGCCUAUCAGUGCCACCUAUCAAUGCCACCUAUCAGUGCCAUAUAUGAGUGCUGCCUUUCAGUGCCAACAGUGAUGCUGUCAAUGCCCAUCAGUGCCAUCUACCAGUGCCUCCUCAUCAGUGCCCAUCAGUGCCACCUAUCAGUGCCCAUCACUGCAGCUUCUUUAGCGCAUAUCAGUGAAG
Staurois parvus is the source of this 351-nucleotide messenger RNA. Lineage: Eukaryota; Metazoa; Chordata; Amphibia; Anura; Ranidae. The record is from the annotation of a GenBank genome assembly.